CGCUCUACAGUUGCUUUGGGAAGCCAAGUCAGACGACAAGGGAACGGUUCCUAGUCAUUAUCCCAUGCGCGCCUGGAAAUACCUAGACUGAAGCCUAUCUUUAUGGCAAAACGGAAGAGUUUGAUACCCACGUUCCUGCGGAAAUUGAAUCUAGAUCUUCACAAAGAGAAGCAUGAGGAGAUCGAAGUUCUAUUGAGUUAGAACAACAACCAUCGAUUACGUUCCCUUCACCUAUAACAUCAGAUACAUGUGUCAUAACCAACGUUGGUAAAAGUUCUUGUCUGUGUAGCCAAUGCUGGAACGGGAACUGCACUGAAAUAUUAGUUGAUUCAACAACGCGAAUGGACAUCAGGGAAGGUGAACUGAUACUAUCCCAGUACCACAGAAGAGUCUCCCAACGAUUUUCGUGAAAAUUCAGCAAUUCUUCACCAUACCAGAGAGAUUGUUAGAAAGCAAAAGACAGGAACACUUGUUGCCUCAUGAGCCACACAACGCAGGAGCCCUCAAGUCAAAUCGCAGGUAAAAGUUUAAAGCUAGAGGACGAGGGAGGCAACAACACCUGCAUGGGACAAGGCAUUUCUUGUGUACCUGUGCCCAAAAGACGGCGUCGCCCAACAGUAUGUAUCACAGCCUGUAGCACCACCACCUUAUAUGCUGUAGAGAAUCUGGUUCGAGCUGCACUGGGGGAAAGCAUCAACAUCGAUAUCCACACAGUACAUAUCCAAAAAAGAGAAUCCAUCUCCCUGCUCAAGAAGUAUGGGUCCAAAACCUAUUUCAUAUGCUGUGCUAAUUACGGGCAUCGCUUACUUCUUCUGUCGGACACCGACCCUGACGAACUCACAGAGGUUGUUUAUCACGCAGGGAAGAUUAGCAAAUAUAAAAAAGAUGGUGUUAUGGUGCUGCUGUUUGGUCAUCGCAAUCUGACUGAGGGUGUGUAUGACCUUUCUACUUUCGACGGCGCUUUCAUGAGGUCACAGCCAAGACUUGGUGAAAAGGCCGGGAGAGGAAAGUUCAUCAGUGUGUACGACGCCUUCAACUCGGACCAAGAGGAAUGCUUGCGUCGGUGGGUUCGGAUACCAACCGAAAAGGAUGAAGCGUUGGGGGAGGAGCCAAUGCUUAUGGGUCCGACAGAAAAUGUAGAGGCGUCCGAGGAAGAUCCGUUCCUUGAUAAAGUCCAUGAAAAUCCGCCCCUUUUAGAACCAGAAAAUAUAAACGAAGCCAGGAAAGAGUAUCCAAGGACAUUACAAAUUCUGGAAAUAGAUCCCCAUGGAUACAAUGAUGAGUAUGACGGGCCUGUGAGCACAGUAUAAACAUAACUUUGGCCUUUGACACAGAAAAAUAUCUGAUGCGCUAUUACAAAAUGUGUAAAAUGUAACUUACGUUAUAUCUUGACCCCCUUUUCAUUGUCCAUCAGAUCUAGAAGUUACCUUUUAUGCUAGCCAUAGGUGCUCCUAGAUUGAUGAAAGAAACGUUAGUUACAAAGAGUUCGACAACCAUUUCAUGUCGAAAAUGCAUUGACAUAGAGAUCCACGCUAACGUUAUUUCUGCGUAAACAAAAAUUAUAUUUGGUCCCCUACAGAGAGACGCAUAAAUUUACAGUUGUACAUUUGUAUUAUAGCUUUUACACAGCUUUAUGACAUUCUAAUCAAGUGCGAUAGACAAGGUUAUUGGAUAACAACGGGGAUUUAGAAAUAAAACAUUGACGGAAAUAACUCAUGGUUCUGAUCUAAAGAAAUGCUGAGACAUACGCAUUUCUACAUAUUAUGUUAUAUGCCGCGGACAUCUAUACCUUGACGUGACAGAAUAGCCCUGUCUUUGUGUUAACUGUAUGAAGUGUAUGUGGUCUCAGAUCAUUGAUUUAUAGAAGGCAACUAUUGGAGUAAGGUGGCAUUGUCAUAUUAUUUGCGUCAAAUUUGCCCCACUUACAACAACAACCUUUGUCCGCACUAGACGACUGGAUGACAUCAUUCUCUGAAAAAUAAGCAGUAUUCUUUGUGAGACCUAUAUGGUCGCGUCUACGUUUAUGCAAUAUCUGACAAACACACUUAUUAGUGCAGCGACCAUAUCAGGGUGUUGUGUAAUAUUUUCCUUCUGUUGGUUUUCCAAUAUUGUAUGGAUGAAGCUGUAAUUAUCCUGGGAACACAAGACCCAUCAAAAUAUGUUAUUUUUAAUGCCAAAAACUGUAGACCGAUGUUGUCUGUAAGAAGGCGCCAACAAGAACCUACAGACAGGCUUUUUCAACCCUAUGUGCCCUUUUUUGUUUGUUCGCGGCAAGAUCAUACAAAGACUUUGAAACAUGGCAAAUACAGCAGCUUUUAUGUUAGAUUUUGGCAAGAUAGUCAAAGUUGAUUGACGACACAUAUUGUUCGUAGCCAGAGCUAAGUACAGAUUAUGAAAUCGGACUCAAAAAAUCUGAAUCGAUCAUUUUAUGCAUUGUCAUUAACUUCAGUAACGGUGUUGUGUAAUGCUGAAAGUCCAUUUGCUAAAAGAGGAAAAGUUCAAUAACCUAUAUGAGUAUGUGUCUUUUAUGCUGACGUGCUCAUUUUGUAGGAAGCCUAUCUUCAUUAGGGGCACGAAAUAUCCCGUCAGGUGGUAAAGGCACAGAAAUAAAAGUAAUAAGAAACAAUCAAAACUAAGAGUCCGUUGGACACGAAGUUCCUUGAAGUAAUUAUGUGACAUGCUAAAUUUCAGCCAAAUCCACCACGCAAAAGUAUCUUUAUGUAUAGGUGUGAAGACAAAGACCCAAACAAAAAGAAGUUGUUCAAAGUAUUAAAGUCUUGUAUCAGCAAAGAAGGGUAUUGCAGUAUUUCGCCAUAAGUUAUGUAAAUGAGGCUAUUUUUGCAUGGCCUAUAUCUAAUAAUGUUUAACUUAACUUAACUUCCAAAUGCCAUAAGAAUGA
Molecule: messenger RNA, 2899 nt
Organism: Branchiostoma floridae (Florida lancelet)
Lineage: Eukaryota; Metazoa; Chordata; Leptocardii; Amphioxiformes; Branchiostomatidae
Exons: 6
Coding region: 480-1310 (276 amino acids)
Source: RefSeq, a predicted model, not a curated record